Messenger RNA from Zalophus californianus (California sea lion), 7772 nucleotides. It is a transcript of the gene GABRG1, whose product is annotated as gamma-aminobutyric acid type A receptor subunit gamma1. Gene Ontology annotation, molecular function: transmitter-gated monoatomic ion channel activity involved in regulation of postsynaptic membrane potential; inhibitory extracellular ligand-gated monoatomic ion channel activity; benzodiazepine receptor activity. NCBI's taxonomy places the organism in Eukaryota, Metazoa, Chordata, Mammalia, Carnivora, Otariidae. The transcript is spliced from 9 exons. The coding region runs from base 712 to 2109 and encodes 465 amino acids. Gene Ontology annotation, biological process: chloride transport; gamma-aminobutyric acid signaling pathway; regulation of postsynaptic membrane potential. Gene Ontology annotation, cellular component: GABA-A receptor complex; synapse; dendrite membrane. The record is from RefSeq and is a predicted model, not a curated record.
UAAAGGCAGCGAAAGGGGGGUUGGAAACGUGAUUACCAGGAAUGCACCGAGCCCGCUCAUUCAUUCAUACAAUUAGAUAUUCAGCCUCUCCUGAGAGCUCAUUUGUGCCGGGCACUGUGCCAGGGGCUGGGACUGCAAAGCGAAAUGAGACACCGCCCAGCACUCAAAAUUAACAACGAUAAUUAACAAACAUUAGCAGAACCUUCGUGAGCCUGGGGAAAACCGAUUAGGUACUGUAAGCUUGCCACGGGUCUCUCUGGGAAGGCAGAUUCAGAAUUCAAACGCGGGAGAGAAAGAGGCAGUGGCCCCCGAAAUAGUGUCAGGCAGGAGGGUAGGCCAGGGGGAAGAGGGAGGCUUCUUCCCCUAGGGAGGGAAUCUGUCGAGGCCACUCAAACGUUUCUCCGAGGCUGAGAGAGAGGGAGGUUUGUUUUUCUUUUGGAAAGACGGAGCCCUUUUCCCCACUGGGCUCGAUUUCUAGUAGGAGAAGCCCCGCCUCUUUGGGCCUUAGAUUGGCCCAACUCUUUUUCAGAUAAUUUAUGCCAGCAUCCUCUGGGUCUGAUUGGCUCCCCGGCUCAAUUCCGCUGGGAGUCGCAUCCUACCUGGUUGGGAGGUGUACUGCCUUACCACUCUCCCCCGCUGUACUCUCCUGGCUGCUGCCGAGGUGAGAGAAAAAGUCCUAGCUUGGAGAACUGAGAGGAAAAAGAGAUCCUGAUGGGUUCUUGGAAAGCUUUUCUCUUCUCCCCUUUUCUUCUGUGGAGUCAAAGUGGAGUGGUGAGGCUGAUGUUCUUGUUACUGACCCUGCAUCUGGGAAACUGUGUUGAUAAAGUGGAUGACGAAGAUGAUGAGGAUUUAACAGUGAACAAAACCUGGGUCUUGGCACCAAAGAUUCAUGAAGGAGAUAUAACACAAAUUCUCAACUCAUUGCUUCAAGGCUAUGAUAAUAAACUUCGCCCAGAUAUAGGAGUGAGGCCCACAGUAAUUGAAACUGAUGUUUAUGUAAACAGCAUUGGACCAGUUGAUCCCAUAAAUAUGGAAUACACAAUAGAUAUAAUUUUUGCGCAAACCUGGUUUGACAGUCGUUUAAAAUUCAACAGUACCAUGAAAGUGCUUAUGCUUAACAGUAAUAUGGUAGGGAAAAUUUGGAUUCCUGACACGUUCUUCAGAAACUCAAGAAAAUCUGAUGCACAUUGGAUAACAACUCCUAAUCGUCUGCUUCGAAUUUGGAAUGAUGGACGAGUUCUAUAUACUCUGAGAUUGACAAUCAAUGCAGAAUGUUAUCUUCAGCUUCAUAACUUUCCUAUGGAUGAACAUUCUUGCCCACUGGAAUUUUCAAGCUAUGGGUACCCUAAAAAUGAAAUUGAGUAUAAGUGGAAAAAACCUUCUGUAGAAGUGGCUGAUCCUAAAUACUGGAGAUUAUAUCAGUUUGCAUUUGUAGGGUUACGGAACUCAACUGAAAUUUCUCACACAAUCUCUGGGGAUUAUAUUAUCAUGACAAUUUUUUUUGACCUGAGUAGACGAAUGGGAUAUUUCACUAUUCAAACCUACAUUCCGUGUAUCCUGACAGUUGUUCUUUCCUGGGUGUCUUUUUGGAUCAAUAAAGAUGCAGUACCUGCAAGAACAUCACUUGGUAUCACUACAGUUCUGACUAUGACAACUCUGAGUACAAUCGCCAGGAAGUCCUUACCUAAGGUUUCUUAUGUGACUGCGAUGGAUCUCUUUGUUUCUGUUUGUUUCAUUUUUGUUUUUGCAGCCUUGAUGGAAUAUGGCACCUUGCAUUAUUUUACCAGCAACAAAAAAAUAAAGACUGCUAGAGACAGAAAGCUGAAGAAUAAAAGCUCGAUGUCCCCUGGACUCCAUCCUGGAUCCACUCUGAUUCCAAUGAAUAGCAUUUCUCUGCCACAUGGAGAAGAGGAUUAUGGGUAUCAGUGUUUGGAGGGCAAAGAUUGUACCAGCUUCUUCUGUUGCUUUGAAGACUGCAGAACAGGGUCAUGGAGGGAAGGAAGGAUACACAUACGCAUUGCUAAAAUUGACUCCUAUUCUCGAAUAUUUUUCCCAACAGCUUUUGCCCUGUUCAAUCUGGUUUACUGGGUUGGCUAUCUUUACUUAUAAGUUCUAUUUACCAGGCAAAAAUCAUAAGAAGUUUAACUGAAUCCAAUACAAUCUAUUGCACUUCAGUAAUACGAAGUUUAAAUUUAAAAUGCAGAGAAACCAAUGGUUAAAAUGUAAAAAUAUUGUAACUGUUCUACGGAUUCAUAGGUAAAUACAGUAGCGGCUUUCAUGUUAAUUACUUCACUGUAUGUAAAAGGGAUUAGUUGCAAAAUUCCGUAUAGUAAAAUACUAUUAUAUAUUUUUACUUUAAUCUUAUUUAUUUUACUUGUGUCCCAUUAAGAUUUUGAAUUUGUAAGUUCCGUGAUUCAUAUUUUAAAGAUGGAAUAUUUUAAUAACUUUAAUAAUAUUUUAUUUAAAUAUAAUCUAUCAUUGUUUGUAAUGGGAGCCUAAUCUCAUGCCUAAUGUUUAUGUAGUAAUUUUUUGCCUGGAAAAUAUUGUUAUUUGAUUUUUUCCCUUACUUCUUAUUUGUAUGCCCUGUUUGGAAUAGAGCUAGUGAAAACCAUAAAGCCUUGAUUUCCUGGCAUCUAUAUCCAGAUCUUUCACUCCCAAGAACAAACUAAAUUAGAAGAAAAGGCCAAUUUUUACCUUAUUAGAAGGACAAUUUUUAUCUGUAUUUUAAUCAAGUCCAUUUCCUGACACAAUAUUAAAUAGAACUGUAGUUACUUUAGUUUUGGUGAUUUACAAACUAGGAUGGAAACCGCCAAAGUAAUUUCUUUUAAAUACAGGUGAAAAAAAGUUACAUUUAACCAUUUUAUUCUCUGCCUCGCAGCAUUUAUGAAGUAUGAAGUUAACACUGAAAUGUUUAGAUCUACCAACACUGAAAUUAAAUACAGAAAGAACUGAUUUUUUUCUUUAUGCUCUACAAAAGUGUUAACGUUCCCUAAAUGGACGAAAAACAUUGAAGAACAGUGCUUGUAUUCACUCGUUGUGGGAAAAGAAUUAUUAUCUAGCAAAUUGAGUAAUGGUUCAUAUUGAAGAUAUGGUCUUAAAUAUAUACUAUUAAUAACUGCCAGACUAAAAACAUCCUAGAAAUAUAGUUUUAGGUGCGUAUCGCAUAUUAUCUUUGCCAGCUUCUAUGUUUGGACACUGUCAGUUUUAUAUCUUUGUUGUAAAUUGUUAUGAUGUUCUCUUUUUUAAAAAAUGAGAGCAGGCUCAAAGUUCAUGUUAAAAGUGGAGUUCUAUUAGAGGCACCUCGAAGGAACACGAGUGUUGGAGCUCUGUAGAUUCUUAAAGAUAGGAGCAGAGAAAACCACACUACAGUGUAGGGCAUGUUGGUUGAUAGUUUCCCAAAUGCCUCUCUCAUUACGAGAAGAGUUAAAUUUAGGCUUUGGUCAUUACAUUCCUGUAAAUAGUUUGGCAUAUCCGUCGAUUAUAAGGACUUCACCAUGCAUUCACCACUACCUAAUUUUUUGGGAAAUUACCAAAGUGAUUUUGGAGAUAAGCUUUAAAAAUUGUUUUCAUUGCCAAGAGCAAGCAUGAGGAUCAGGAGUUUUGUGAUCAAAGCUUAUCCUAGGGCAUGUGGAGGGAGCUAGGGCCUCUGCAUUUGAUACUAGUUUUUGAUGCAGUAAUUCUGCCCACAUGGUUAGAGAAUACAUGAAUGAGGUUCUGGCAUGGUUAUGCUUAUCUUUAUAGAAUAUAUAGUUGUUUUUUAAUCUGAAUACAUUUCAUUGUGCAUUCCUCAACUAAAUCAGAGUUUUUUUUCCUUUGAUUAUAAACCUCUGAAACAAUGUAAGCAUGACUUGAGUGAUAAUGCCCAAUAUCCACCGACACUACUUUUUUCGAAUGGAGAGCCAAAUUAAACUUUGGCCAUGUAUAUAUUCACUUACAAAUAACUCACGCAUUCAUCUUUAUAGCUGAGUAUUGAUGGAUAUUUUUAAUGUGAAUAUUCACUUAUGGAUAAAUGGAAAAUGAAGUAUCCAUGAAGGAUAAAACACUUUACUAAAAUGUAUUAUGGCUAUUUCUAUGUUCUAAGCUGUAACCUGUUCAUUUUCAUGAAGGCAAUUUGAAUUCUGGGAUUCUUCAACUUUAUCUGAGCAUGGCUGUAUUUUAAAAUACUUUAAAAUGCUUAAUAUAAAUAGCUUUGAUUUUCUCAUUGGUGUUCCAUUAACUUGGCUUUAAAUGUUAGCAAUAUUAACAAGUGGAAAUAAAACUAAUAAAAAUAUGAAAGAUGCUUUACUAUACACAUUCAUUGUAUAAAUCAUUGAAACAAGCACUUUGUUUUCAAAGCAAGUGGAAUUUUGAGCAGCUUUAUUUAAACAUGUAGAUCAGAAAGAGAAGGGUACAAAUCUUGGUAUUUCUAAUAAUGAGAAUAAAAAAGUGAAGUUGCAACUGGACUCUGUUUAUAAGAAAUCAAAUCGAACUUAUUUUUAAAGCAAAUGCAGUCUAAUUCCUGUCCCUUUCUUCUUUCAAGAAGUUUUAUCAUCUUGAGAAACAGGUUUCUAAAAAAUCCUCCUUUCAGAGUUAUAUCUGAAUUCAUUGGACUACUGGAAUUUGUGCUUCCUAGCUGCUUUAAGUGGUUGUAGCACUAAUACAGACCAAAGAAGUGGAUGUAGAGUAUAGGAAGGCUAAAUGGAGCAGAAUCAUUUGGGAAAAUAUUAAUUCACAUAGACCCAUCCUUUAAAUAUGUGACCAGGAUCUACAAGUUCUGAGAAGGGAAACUGUGACUGGCACAAUCUUUUUCUCUUACAUUUACAAUUUCGUAAUAUUUUAUUUAUUCUUGAAUUACAUAGAAAACUUAGGCUCACUUGAAAUUAAUUCCUAAAAUGCCAAGUAGUUUCUGAGGGGAAAAAAAGACAGACAGAAAGAAAGAAGGAAAGCAAGAGAAGAGAAAAGAAAAAAAAGACAGCUUCCCUGAGAAUCUGGUAGGGAAAGGGCAAAAUUCCUCAGUAAAUCCAACUAAGUAUAAAGUUUUAAUGUAAAUAGAAAUCAGACAAUUUAUUGGAUGUUUUUUUAAGUUAAAGACAUAGAUUUCAUUAAGGACUUAUUAAAACUGAUUAACUAUAGGGUAAAGCACAGUAAAUGUGUGUAGUUAUAAAAUCACCAGCUUUCUCCUUUAGUGUUCCCAUAUCUGACAUUAAUACAGUGUCAUAGAAUAUGCUGCAGUUUUGCUUAAUAGCAAGGCCAAAGUUGAGGGCUGCAUGCUUGUCAAUGAUCUAGCAUCAAAAAGAAUGAUUGAUAGUACUCUCAGAUCAAGGGGCCCGUAACUGUAAAAUGGGAAAUUGUAUUCCAAGUCAAUAUGUUGUGUUUUGUUUUGUUUUUAAAAGAUUUUAUGUAUUUAUUUGAGAGAGAGAGCAAACAAGAGAGAGCAUGCACACAACCAGGGGGAGGGGUGAAGGGAGAGAGAGAAGCCGACUAGCCACUGAGUGGGGUCCCCGAAACGGGGCUUAAUCCUAGGACUUCAGGUCAGGACCUGAGCUGAAGGCAGAUGCUUAAGGCACCCCCCAAGUCAAUAUGUUGUAACCAAAUGCAUCUUGUACUUUGAUUACGCAAAAGGGUGAUUUAGAUAGGAUCAUUUGCUCAAGUAAAAUUUAAAUUAAUAACCAAUAAUUGAAUAAGCACCUAAUAAAUGGAUAAGUACAUAUAUAAAACUAUCAAACUUCUAUGCCAGGGCCCAUUUUCACUUGGAAAAUUUCCUGUAGCAAGAUACCACAUUCUUGAUCAUUUCAUUGAUCUUACUUAGCACUGGAAUUGAAGUGAUUCAGUGGACAUUUAGUGAGUUAGCAUUUGUCCCACCAAAAACAUUUUUGAAAAUAAUUUCUGACCAAGCUAUUAUUCUUUACAUCAUCAAAUUUACUUAACUGCUCAAUGUCUUGCCAUAUGAAGUACAGACAUACUGGGUCUCAUGUUUCCGUUGGUCAUCAUUGUUUCUCACUGUUAUAUGAAGCCCUUGACAAGUCACUGUAAAGUCACAGAAACCAUUACUAAAUCACUGUCAAAAACACUCCACAUGGCGGUGCCUGGGUGGCAUAGUGGGUUAAGCAUCCUACUCUUGGCCUCAGCCCAGGUUCUGAUCUUGGGGUCGUAGGAUUGGGCCCUGCGUGGGGCUCCACGCUCAGCGUGGAGUCUGCUUGGAAUUCUCUCUCUCUCUCUCUGCCCCCCAUUCUCCUCUUUCUCUAAAAAUGGGUAAAUAAAUCUUUUUUUUUUUAAGAUUCCAAAUGGAGUUUCCAAACUCUAGUAAAUAUAAGGUCAGUUCUGCCUUUUUUUGUCUUUGCAUUUUGGAAGAGACAUAACCUAAUGCAAAAUAUUUAUGCAGCACUUCCUAUGCAUAAGGUACAACAGGGGAUACAUAAAAAUGAAAUCUCAAGAAACAUAUAGUGAGAGGAUUAGUUAUGCAAUUUAAGGAGGGAGGAUAACUCUGGGAAAGUUUCCACAGAUGGGAGCUUGAGAAUUCAAUAUGUCACUAGGUGAGGUUAACUAGAGAUCACACUUCCAGUUGAGUAAACAGCUUGACUAAAGAAACAGAAGCAUGGGCACAAAUAAAAGUUCCAUUUUAAUUGCAAGUUAAGACGCAUAUAGAGACAAUUAAAGAUGAGACAAACAAAGAUAGGUUAGGCCCUAUGGUAAAGAGGCAAAAAUACAAACCACAGGGGGCUGGGUGAUAGUCUAAAUUCAUGGAGAGUUCACAAAGAUACUUAAGUAGAAAAGAAUCAUUGUUAAUACUGCAGAACUUUCCUCUCGUUGGUGUGUGAUGUUUGGAGUAAGAAAGGCCAAAGCCAGUUAGGAAGCAAUUAUAAAACAGGAGGUGAGGGAGGAAGAAGGUUAGUACUGCGGUGAUACAAGUUCAGUGGAGGAAAGGGAAAGCUAGCCCCUGAAUGAGAAAGGAAAAUGGAGACGGAACGGUGAUGAACAGGCAGCAUUAACGGAGUGACAUGGUGUGCGUGAGGAGAGCGGGGGUCCUGUAGCGAACAGUACGGACAUGUGUGUAAAUAGACACUAAAACACUACAAGGAAGUUAUGGAGGCAUUACAAUCUUGUUUGCUGUUACUUUGAACAUUUCAAUCGAAUGCUUAUCUUUUUCCAAUUGAUAUAUGUUUUUCCCACAUUAGGAAUGAGGAAAAAGAAAAAUCUCCUGAAGUACAAAUCAUAAGGCAGGUCUGUCCAGAUUACUAUUAUUAUUUAAAUCUAUUUCUCAUUAAAAGGGCUUUCUUUCCAAAUAAUUUUCUCUUCUUUCUUUCUAACUGAGAAAGAAAAAAUAAUGUAUUUGGACAAAGAAGGGAGGAAAACUGGCAGUAGGAAAUAGGUUGCUGUGGGAUGAGACAAAUCCAAGAAGUUGAUUUGUAUUCUCAAUUUCUGAAGUGUUUAUCUCAAAAUAAAUAAAUAAAUUUUUAUUGUUGGACCAUGAAAAGUACCUGGACCAUGAAUAGUUUGAAUCUGUGAAUGGAUAGGAUAAGCCUGUGAAAACUGUAAGGCAGUUAAGCACAAAGGGCUAAUUAACAGAAUUUAAAGACAUGACUGACCUAAAUUAUGGAAAUAGUUUGGAUCUCGAUAAAACACUGUAAUAACAGCUAUUUGCACCCAUUAAGUGUAUCCGGUCACUUCAUAUAAUAAAGUUUUAUGGCUUGUGAUUGUAAUGGCUUCUGUUGUCUGCUUCUGCCUUAUCAUUUUGGGGAACAUUUUGUGAGUGUGUGGCAAAGGUAACUCAACUUUUCAAAGUAUUCUGUACU